Molecule: messenger RNA, 3249 nt
Organism: Penicillium brasilianum
Lineage: Eukaryota; Fungi; Ascomycota; Eurotiomycetes; Eurotiales; Aspergillaceae
Source: the annotation of a GenBank genome assembly
GAAAAAGUCGAAUUUUGAAACCCGGGAGUAAUGUAAAACAUGUUAGUUCGAAUAUCGGGAUGGAAGUCCUUUGGGUAAUCCAAAGUAAAAGACUAGCAUCUGCAUGGCUGCUCGGGAUUCUUGUUAAGAGUUUCAUGAUUAUGCUUUCCGUGAGUCUGACAGGAGUCGUCAUGGGCCUUGGGGAGUUCGUGAGGUACUUCAAACAUAGGCUUCAGGAGAGUAACGCCGGUUGUGCGCGACAGCGACAAGGACUGGAGUAUAAAUAGUUAGCAGUUCCAGUGCGUGGACUCAGCAAUGAUUCAGCUGUAGCUCGUCGGCAUGCAGAUCAUCAAAUGGAUCAAUCGACGGUGCGUGAAUCGGAAGAAGCGCGGAAUUUCCUACAGGUACGGCGGUAGUACAGUAUGUAGCACCCGUUUAGUAUGACUUUCACAUGCGGCAUCACAUGUUGGCCGCUCGUAUGACGCAUCCCGGAUGAUUUCCCCCAGACACAUCACAAGCCGGGACAAUUCGGCCCAAUACCCCAGGCAUGCUGAACCGAAUGAAGCCGAGUUCUGGCUCAAAUUCCAGACCAAUGCUUGCAUUUCCUGAGCUCUGUGACUGAGCCGCGGCUUGAUUGGCAAGCUCGGGCAUGCGGGGAGAACAGAAAAGGGCGAAUGGCGGCCCGCCUCGGGUGAGUUAGGAGACGAUUGUAGCCUGGGGCAGGGAUUGGGGCGAACUAGGGUUGGACAAUGACGGAAACUUUGUUUUUGGGGCGAAUGGCGCAGACUGGACAAUUCAUCGUGUUGCUCAUCACGACUUGAGCGAGAAUCAUGGGAUAAAAAACCUAUAAGACCGCACGUCUUUCCGGAGGAGAAAUUGUGAGUAGACCCGGAUAGCAGUGCGCCGGUCGCGCAGCGAGUUGACUCGGUAUGCGGCGCAUCCCGAGUGAUUUCGGGGGCCGCGACCGCCUUUUGAGUGCCGAUUUGGAGGGUUGAAGGUUGGUGUAGACUGGGGGUUUCGGGGAACGGGCGAUGUCGGCCGAGUGGAGGAACCGUUUGGGGCAGUUUUCCGUCGGGAAAGUCAGGUGCGAAGAAGCUGAAGAGAGAGCUGAUUGGGUGGAGAUUUCAAGGUGGGGUCGGCCUGGGGGAAGCUGGACGAUAGCCGAAAAGGAGUGAGAGACUCGAUUGGCCCGGCGGAACAAGAAAGAACAGCCGCGGCUCUCUUGCUCUGACGUCUGCUAUCUCCGCCUUCGGGCGGGCGGCUGGUUCGAGGAUCUUGUAUAUAGUCUGAAGACGUCGGCUGCAAGAAGAGUCCUUCCUCUUCUUCUACUCUGUUCUGUCACAUCCUAUCCAUCACUCAAUCCCGCUAUCAAUUGGAUGGACCAUCGAUACUAUCGGUAGCAUCUAUACAAAAGACCCCACUCUUCAGGCUAUCCACUAUCUAUACACUCCAUAUACCCUUCCACCCUCACAAUGGCCGCCACCGUCGACUCACACCUCAAGGACGUGGCCAUCCUGGCCAGCAUCCCUAACGAUGCCCGCAAAAUCCUGACCAAGGAGGCCUGCGCCUUCCUGGCCAUCCUCCACCGCACCUUCAACCCCACCCGCAAGGCCCUCCUCCAGCGCCGUAUCGACCGCCAGGCCGAGAUCGACAAGGGCCACUUGCUCGACUUCCUCCCCGAGACCAAGCACAUUCGUGAGAACGACGCAUGGAAGGGUGCCCCCCCUGCCCCCGGUCUGGUCGACCGUCGUGUCGAGAUCACCGGUCCCACCGACCGCAAGAUGGUUGUCAACGCAUUGAACUCCGAUGUCUGGACCUACAUGGCCGACUUUGAGGAUUCCUCUGCCCCGACGUGGGAGAACAUGAUCAACGGUCAGGUCAACUUGUACGAUGCCAUCCGUCGCCAGGUCGACUUCAAGCAGGGCGGCAAGGAGUACAAGCUCCGCACUGACCGCAAGCUCCCUACUCUGAUUGCUCGUGCCCGUGGCUGGCACCUGGAGGAGAAGCACUUCACCGUUGACAGCGAGCCCAUCUCCGGUUCUCUCUUUGACUUCGGUCUGUACUUCUUCCACAACGCCAAGGAGCUGGUUGCCCGCGGUGCCGGUCCUUACUUCUACCUCCCCAAGAUGGAGUCUCACCUCGAGGCUCGCCUGUGGAACGACGUCUUCAACCUGGCCCAGGACUACAUCGGUAUGCCCCGCGGCACCAUCCGUGGUACCGUCCUGAUCGAGACCAUCACCGCCGCCUUCGAGAUGGACGAGAUCAUCUACGAGCUGCGCGACCACAGCUCCGGGCUCAACUGCGGCCGCUGGGACUACAUCUUCUCCUUCAUCAAGAAGUUCCGUCAGCACUCCAACUUCGUCCUCCCCGACCGUUCCGACGUCACCAUGACCGUCCCCUUCAUGGACGCCUACGUCAAGCUGCUCAUCAAGACCUGCCACCGUCGCGGCGUCCACGCCAUGGGUGGCAUGGCCGCUCAAAUCCCGGUCAAGAACGACCCCGUCGCCAACGACAAGGCCAUGGAGUCUGUCCGCGCCGAUAAGCUGCGCGAGGUCCGCGCCGGCCACGACGGUACCUGGGUUGCCCACCCGGCCCUGGCCGCCAUCGCCUCCGAUGUCUUCAACAAGUACAUGCCCACCCCCAACCAGCUCUUCAAGCGUCGCGAGGAAGUCAACAUUACCGCCAACGACCUGCUGAACACCAACGUUCCCGGCAAGAUCACCGAGGAUGGUAUCCGCAAGAACCUCAACAUCGGCCUGAGCUACAUGGAGGGCUGGCUGCGCGGCGUCGGCUGCGUGCCCAUCAACUUCCUGAUGGAGGACGCCGCUACCGCCGAGGUCUCCCGCUCCCAGCUGUGGCAGUGGGUCCGUCACAACGUCACCACCGCCGAUGGCAAGCGUGUUGACAAGGCCUAUGCCCUGCGUCUGCUCCAGGAGCAGGCUGAUAGCCUUGCCUCCCAGGGUGCCAAGGGCAACAAGUACCAGCUUGCUGCCCGGUACUUCGCUGGCCAGGUGACCGGUGAGGAUUAUGCCGAUUUCCUGACUAGCUUGUUGUACAACGAGAUCUCCUCCCCUGGCUCUGCGGCUAAGCUGUGAGUGGGGUUGAGCUAGUGGAAAUCUGGACUGGCGGUGGUGGAUCAUGAUUAUGAAUACCCUUAUUUUUCCUUUUUUUCCCCUUUUGGUCAUUCUGCAUUUUCUUUUGGUUUCAUUGGUGAUGAUCAAUUAGCAUUGUUGUAUAACAUUCAUUGAAUAUACGUUAUUUCAAAACUUU